AUGACUGUCGACGCAACUCGGCAGCAUUACUAUCCCGACUUUGACCUCUUCCACGACCUGCCAGGGCUGUGGCCAGAAGUCCCGUCAAGUCAUCUCGACGCUCGCGCAACGCAAAACACGUACAGCCAGUUUGGCCUCGUAGCCCAGAUGGCCCUGCACGCCAACAUGAUGCCCGAGUUUUCGUCCCUGCCGAGCCUUCCGCAGGGCCAACCGUGGGCUCCCAGAGAAGCAUACCGUCCACAGCCACAGAGCAGUCCCUGCUCCUCUCCGUUGCAAAGCCAGCACAACGCCGAGCAGGAGACGCAUAGUCGCCACGACAAACAAGCAGGCCAUGAUACAUCACGGCGCGGCCAGCGAUGCCAGUCGAGGUCCCUGCCCGUCGGCCACCUCCGCCACCAGUCGUCCGUCGAUUUCGGCGAGGACCUCCUACGCAACAGCCACGACACAGACGUCGACGAAAACAUUUUUGCAGACUGGGCCUGGGGCCCGCGGCAACCAUCCGGCAGACGAGCCGUGCACGAAGAAGGCUCGGUGCAAUUCGGCAGCGACUCUGGCUUCGACUCGCCGCGCGCCUCCUCGGGCGACGACAUGGAAACAGAGCCCAGCCCGCCGCCGCCGCCGCCGCAAAGCGAGGAACCCGGCUUCACGGCGCUGUCGUUUGGCUACCGCAACCAAGCGCCCCGGCCGGCGUGGCCGGUGCUCCGGACGCGGACGGGCUCCCUCGACGCCGAGGCCAGCGUGGCGUCGACGUGGAGGGCCCUGUCGUGGGAGUACCUCGGGGCGGCGAUGCACGAGCGCAAGCCGCUGGUGGCGACGGUCGGCCCGCGGCGCGAGAAGCUGACGGAGCAGCAGAAGCGGCGCAACCACAUCCUGCACGAGAAGAAGCGCCGCGCCCUCAUCAAGGAGGGCUUCGAUGACCUGCUGGACCUGGUGCCGGGCGUGAGGGACCGGGGGCUGAGCAAGUCGGCGAUUCUGCUGAGGGCGGCGGAGUGGUUGGGCGGCUUGGUGUGCGAGAAUAAGGCGUUGCGUGCGCAGGCGAGGGCCCUGGAAGGGUGA
Molecule: messenger RNA, 1056 nt
Organism: Metarhizium robertsii ARSEF 23
Lineage: Eukaryota; Fungi; Ascomycota; Sordariomycetes; Hypocreales; Clavicipitaceae
Product: helix-loop-helix DNA-binding domain-containing protein
Exons: 2
Coding region: 1-1056 (351 amino acids)
Biological process (GO): regulation of transcription by RNA polymerase II
Molecular function (GO): DNA-binding transcription factor activity, RNA polymerase II-specific; RNA polymerase II cis-regulatory region sequence-specific DNA binding; protein dimerization activity
Source: RefSeq, a predicted model, not a curated record